Closterium sp. Naga37s-1 is the source of this 966-nucleotide messenger RNA. Lineage: Eukaryota; Viridiplantae; Streptophyta; Zygnematophyceae; Desmidiales; Closteriaceae. The record is from the annotation of a GenBank genome assembly.
AUGGCUCGUCAGCCUGUGUCCGUGCUGUGCAUAGUCGGCGCUGCUCUCUGUGCCCUCCUCUUGUGGCCUCGCACACGGCUUUUGCUAGAGAGAAAAUCGAUCUAUCAGCGACUCAAAACACGGCAGACAUUGAAGGAGGGUAAUGCAAUGGGAGCAGACGACAUUGGUGAGGGUGGCCGUGGCUUGAACGGCGAGGUGGGGAGGAGGAGAGGGGACGAGGGGAGGAGCGAGGUGCAUGAGCGUAAGGAUGAGUUGAAGGGUGCGCUAAAAAAUGAGUUGAAGGCUGAGCUUAAGGAUGAGUUGGCGAUUGCUUUGAAGGGUGAGUUGAAAAAUAAGUUGACGGUUUUAUCAGCUGACAUCUGUGCUGGUGUGGAGGAGAAGGAGAAAGUGGUGCUGGGAGCAAUGGAGGUUAAAGAAAAGGUAGUAGCAGUAAAAGGGAACUUGGCAGCAGUGAAGGGCGAGUUGGCUGACCAGAAUGUCCGUUUGUUGGAAUCAGAUGCAGAAAGGGAAGUGGGUUUCGCAGCAGUGAAGGUUGAAGCAGCAGCAGUGAAAGAAAAAGUAGCAGCAGUGGAAGGGGAGUUGGCUGACCAGAAGGUCCGUUUGUUAGCAUCAGAGGCAGCAAGGGAAGAAGGCUUUGCAGCAGUGAAGGGGGAAGUGGAAGCAGUGAAGGAAGAGGUAGUGACAGUGGGAGAGAACUUGGCAACCGUGAAGGAGAAAGUUGCCGCAGUGAAGGGGGAAGUGGAAGCAGUGAAGGAAAAAGUAGCAGCAGUGGAAGGGGAGUUGGCUAACCAGAAGGCCCGUCUGUUGAGAUCUGAAAAGGAGAAGAAGGCUGUGGAAAGGGACGUGGAUGGACGGGUGAAGCGAGACGAAGAGUUGGAACCUCAUAAGGUUGCAUUAGUUCGCGAUGUUUUUCAACUGGGUGGAUCGACUAGCAAGGAGCAAGUGGAGCAGUGCAGGCCAUCGUGA